GUGUUUCCUUCCCCUCUCCCCCCUUUCUCAUCUCGCGGUUCUUCUCCAAAUCUCGGAGAGUUUUGAUCAGAAACUUCACGUCGCUUCCAUGACGCGUGCAGUGCAUGAGAUCGGCAUGGCCAACUCAACUAGCUAGGACGGACGACACGGAGAAGAAAACAGAUCGCGCCAACACGCAUAAGAUGGAAAAAAGUGUAUGGAUAGAUAGAUAGAUACUCGUCACACCGCAUGCGCACUUGCGCAGCAUCUGCUCCUGAAUUCCUCCGUUCCUGAACCAGUAGAUCAUUUUGUUUAACAGCAGGGUGCAGGGCCCGUUUCUGUUGCUCGGCACCCGUCCCAUCCCACCCACCUGCUCACGACGACAGGCCAGCACGACACGGAGGGAGGAAGUAGCCAGGCCACCUCGCCUCGCCUCUACUCUCCCGCGGUCCCGCCCCAUACCAUGUCCGACUACAACCGCUACGGCCACAGCUACAGCUACGGCGGCGGGUACGGCCAAGGGCCAGCGCCCUCGGCCCCGCCGGCACCGCACAUGCCCACCGCUACAUCCGCCGCCCCGCCCUCCUCCUCCUCAUACGGCGCGUACGCCGGGUACCCGCCCGCCUACCCUCCGCCGCCCUCGCAGGCGGCGGGCGGAUUCGGUCCCGCUGGCUCCGGCUACGGCUUCGUCCCCGUCGCGUUCCCGCCGGGGACGCACCCGGACGUCGAGCGCGCCUUCCGGGCCGCCGACCGCGACUGCAGCGGCGCCAUCGACGAGCGCGAGCUGCAGGGAGCGCUCUCCUCCGCCUACCACCGCUUCAGCGUCCGCACCGUUCGCCUCCUCAUGUUCCUCUUCAACGACCCCUCCUCCUCCACGCCGUCACGGAUGGGGCCAACACAGUUCGUAUCCCUCUGGGAUUGCCUUGGGCAAUGGCGGGGAAUUUUUGACAGGUACGACAGGGACCGGAGCGGCAAAAUCGACUCCCGUGAGCUGACCGAGGCUCUCCGGAGCCUUGGAUAUGCUGUUCCACCUUCUGUCAUCGAGCUUCUUAUAGCGAAUUACAGCAAUGGUGUGCCCAGCAAUGGCGCGCUAGACUUUGACAACUUUGUGGAAUGUGGGAUGAUUGUGAAGGGUUUAACCGAGAAAUUCAAGGAGAAGGAUACGCGCUACACCGGCUCGGCUACUCUUACAUACGAUGGUUUCUUGUCAAUGGUGAUCCCCUUCAUCGUCCCUUAGCUGUGCUGUAUGUAGUUCGGUAACUUGAUAGUAGUCAUCAACCAUGGUUCUAGUAGGAGUGCUCUCCCCUAGUCUGUGCGAAAGGUUUUUUUUUUCUCUUCUUCGUUUCUGAGUCUUGUCUACCUUGUUCGUUUUGUACAUUAAUAACCUCGAUUUGUUUGUUUCAUGGGAUUUACAUCGUUUUGGACUAUGAAAUCUUCCAAGGAUUGAAAGUCAUAUGCCAUCCUUC
Messenger RNA from Zea mays, 1445 nucleotides. RefSeq names its product putative calcium-binding protein CML48. Gene Ontology annotation, molecular function: calcium ion binding. Bases 443 to 1216 code for a protein of 257 amino acids. NCBI's taxonomy places the organism in Eukaryota, Viridiplantae, Streptophyta, Magnoliopsida, Poales, Poaceae. The transcript is spliced from 5 exons. The record is from RefSeq and is marked provisional.